This is a messenger RNA of Rotaria sp. Silwood2, 288 nucleotides long. Lineage: Eukaryota; Metazoa; Rotifera; Eurotatoria; Philodinida; Philodinidae. The record is from the annotation of a GenBank genome assembly.
AUGAUGGUUCCUGAAAAAAGUCGAAAUGUUAAACGUUGGGAGUAUUUGCCAAAUGAUGUAUUAUUAAAAGAAAAAAUUUUGAUCAGCUUUAUGGAACGUUUCUAUGGUCCGCUUCAAGUGAAUCUUAAAACGAUUCAUGUUAGUCUUGUCAGGUGCUUACGCAAUGAACGUUCUGUUAAAAGAAAAAGACAUGAAGAAUCUUUUACAACAAAUGAUAAUGAUAAAGAUUCUGAAAAUUUUGAAAAUAUGAAUGAAACAAAUGAUGGUGACAAUUUUCAAACCGACUGA